AUGAUAGAUGGAAUUAACUACCUACCAGGGUUAGGCAAGAGCGAUCACAUUGUAUUGACCUUUGAAUUCACUUGCUAUUCCAAGCCUAAAGCUAACAAAACGAACAAGCUCUGCUACCACAAAGGGAACUACGACAACAUCAGAGAAGACCUGGGAGAAAUGGAUAUAACCGAGCUAAAGUCAAUGAACGCUGUAGUAGAAACUUGGAACUACCUUGCUGAAAAACUAUUCACCACAAUGGAAAAAAAUAUACCAGUGAGCAAGAUAGGACCAGGCAUGAUUACUAAAAAGCCCUACAUAGACAACAACUCGUUAGAAGCCAUUCAAAAUAAACACCGAGCAUGGACAAAGUACCUGCACUGCAAAACUGCUGAAAACUACGAGGAAGUUAAAAACGCCAGACAUAGAACAGCAAAAGCAUUGAAAAAGUCAAUGAAAAACUACGAAAAAGGAUUAGCCGACAACAUAAUAGCCAACCCCAAGGCAUUCUGGAAAUACGUAAACUCCAAAACAAAGACACAAAGUACAAUCAACAAAGUGACAAAAACUGAUGGAACACUAACAACAAAUGAUAAGGAAACAGCAGAAACCCUCAACAACUACUUCGCUAGUGUAUUUGUCAUUGACGGCAACACCAACAUACCAAAUCUAACCCCAAGGACAUAUGAAGAAGUGCUGGACAACAUUAUAAUAUCGCCCGAGCUCGUUAAGAAGGCAAUCAAGCGGCUAAACCGAAAUAAAUCGGCAGGACCGGACAAUAUCCAUCCUAGGGUGUUAGUAAACACAAUCGAUGAGAUUGCAGAACCACUCAUGUAA
Molecule: messenger RNA, 816 nt
Organism: Mizuhopecten yessoensis (Yesso scallop)
Lineage: Eukaryota; Metazoa; Mollusca; Bivalvia; Pectinida; Pectinidae
Exons: 1
Coding region: 1-816 (271 amino acids)
Source: RefSeq, a predicted model, not a curated record